Messenger RNA from Eucalyptus grandis, 3779 nucleotides. RefSeq lists its product as uncharacterized. The transcript is spliced from 9 exons. The record is from RefSeq and is a predicted model, not a curated record. The coding region runs from base 248 to 3121 and encodes 957 amino acids. Gene Ontology annotation, molecular function: protein binding. Lineage: Eukaryota; Viridiplantae; Streptophyta; Magnoliopsida; Myrtales; Myrtaceae.
CCGAACCUGAGCCUCGGGUUCCCAGAUUUCCAGGCUCGGGAGCGCCCGAGCCUCCCCCUCGAAAAAGUCCAAAGCUCAACCAUCCGAAUUAGUCCCAACCGAAAAAAGAAAAAGGAAAAAACAGAGAGAGAGAGAGAGAGAGAGAGAAGGGCUCUGUUUCUAGAGAGAGAAAACUAGAGAGAGGGAGAGGAAUCGAGGUUUAAGAGAGGGAAGGUCGGACUCGGGGUUUUGGUCACCGGGGCCAGGCAUGGUGCAGAUCGUGAAGCGGAAGAAGGGGAGGCCCCCGAAGUCGGAUCUGGCGAGGAAGCCUCCCCUCCCGCCGGCGCCAACGCCGGAGCCGGAGCCGGAGCCGGAGCCGGAAUCGAGCGUCCGGCGGAGCCGCCGCCGCCGGAGCGCGAGGUUCGGCCUCAUCGGCUACGACGAUUACGUCCGCGAGGGCGACUUCGUGGCGGACGAGGAGGAGGAGGAGGAGGAGGAGGAGGAUGAGGAGGAGGAAAUGAGGAGGGAGAAGAAGAUGAAGCUCGUGGUGAAGCUGGAGCAGAGCGGGUCGCGGGGGGGCGGCCGCGGGGCGUCGGGAUCCGAGGGCGACGAGAGCGAGGGGGGGAGGGCGGUGGUGAAGAGGAGGAGGAUCGGCGGCGGCGGUGGCGGCGGCGGCGGGGAUCGUGGAGGAUAUGGCGAGGAGGAAAAGCAGGAACGUGAGGAUGUUUCGAGGGUACACGAUGGGUCGUCUCCUCCAGGAUCACCGUCGGCCGCGGCAAGCAUUCCGUUGCCUGAUAAGAAGACGGUUCAGCUGAUUCUUGACAAACUUCAGAAGAAGGACACAUAUGGUGUGUACGCGGAGCCAGUUGAUCCCGAGGAGCUUCCAGAUUAUCAUGAUGUGAUCGAGCACCCGAUGGACUUUUCCACAGUAAGGAAGAAGCUGGCCAAUGGAUCAUACGCAACGUUGGACCAGUUUGAGAGUGACAUUUUCCUCAUCUGCUCAAAUGCAAUGCAAUACAAUGCACCGGACACUAUAUACCAUAAACAGGCACGUGCCAUUGAGGAACUUGGGAGAAAGAAAUUCAGUAAGUUGAAGAUCAAGUUUCAACACUCUGAGAAAGAGCUCAAGUCAGAAAGGGUAGCAAGGAUUCACUUUGAAAGCCAUGAGAAAGACCUUACUUCCGAACAGAAGACAAAAUCCAAUCAUUUUGUCAAGAAGCAAAUCAAGAAACCUGUGUCCCGGUCCUUGCAAGAGCCCAUUGGUUCUGAUUUAUCUGUGGGUGCCACUCUUGCUACUCCUGGAGAUGUCGAGAAUGGUUCUGCUACAAAGAAACUAGGCAUUUCUGAGAGACCCCGUGAUGGACCCGCAGAUGGUAGUACCCUUCUGGCUGAAAAUAUUCUAGAGAAAGCAGAAGAGGUAUUCAUAGGUAAAGGUUCAUCAUCAAAGCUAGGGCGGAAACCAUCUGCACUUGAUGAGAAUCGUCGAGCAACUUAUAGCUUAUCAAAUCAACCAGAGGCAAGAUCAGAGUCAGUAUUCACUACCUUUGAGGGUGAAAUCAGGCAACUAGUAGCUGUUGGACUCCAUGCAGACUAUUCCUAUGCUAGAAGUCUGGCUCGUUUUGCAGCAACACUUGGACCAAUUGCUUGGAAAGUUGCCUCACAGAAGAUUGAGCGAUCAUUACCCACUGGAUGUAAGUUUGGUCGUGGAUGGGUCGGGGAAUACGAGCCACUUGCAACCCCAGUGGUGUUGCCUGGGGACCGUUUCAAUAAAGAUUUGCUGCAUAGUUUUAGUAAUGAGCACGACUUGCCCUCCAAGGCAUCGGUGUCUGUGAAGGAAAACGCUAUCAGUACGUCUGCUUCAGAAGUGAGACAGUCCAGGGUUCGUCAGGGUAAUCUUUCUACCAUGGAGAGUUCGGCUCAGUCCAGUUCUGCUGUCACAACCAAUCAUCAGACACAAGGUCCAGUUUGCAGGAAUCCCAAUGACCCUGAAACUAAGGUCGUUGAACAGUUUGAAUUGAACUCUUUGCCUUCACCACGCCAAAACAAUUAUGCUGCUUAUGCAGCAGAAAUGAAGGUUUCUGAUAAUUCAGAAAUGGCUUCAUCAAGAUUGAGGGAGAUUUCAUCAAGGAACUCAAAUAAUCCCCGACCUGAUUUGUCAGAACCUGCAGCAUCAAGAUCUAGAGAGAUGGUAUCAAGGAGUGUAAAGCACCCGCAGUUAAUGCAUUUUAGACAGUUGGAUGCUAAUGAGUUUGUGGACGGAAGAUUGCCAAAUGGGAAACUUCCAAACAACACUUUAGAUAGUAGCAACAUGACCUCUAUAUCCAAUGGUUUCCCAAACAAAAUGCCCAUGGCAACACCUUUCUCUCCAAGAAAUGAUCAAGGGCUUAGUGAUCCUGUUCAGUUGAUGCGACUAAUGAGUGAAAAGGCUCAAGAAAAACAGAUUUCUCCAAGUGCUUCCAGUGUUAACAGUCCUUCAAUCAGGGCACCUGUUCCUUCAAAGAGAAUGGGCAGUUCAGGCAAUGUCGCUGCAGCUGCAUGGAUGUCCGUAGGGGCUGGAGGCCUUAAACAAACUGUGGAAAGUUCAAACUCACAGAAAAGUCAAGUAACAGCAGAACUAUCAAAUCAGUCCACCCAAGAACUUAAUCCACAGAUGGCACAUGCUCAUAAUGGACUGCCUAAUUCUUUUGGUAUACGGUUUCAAGCGGAUAAAAAUAACAAUCCUCUUCAGUCAUUUGUGUCACCCCCUUUCACCUUAUCCAGCGAGAGACAAUCUCAUAUGCGACCAAUGAUUCCCCCCCAAAUAACGACUGCCGACUUGUCUAGAUUUCAGGGGCAGAUUCCCCCCCAAAUAACAACUGCCGACUUGUCUAGAUUUCAGGGGCAGAUUCCCCCCCAAAUAAUGACUGCUGACUUGUCUAGAUUUCAGGGGCAGAUUCCCCCCCAAAUAACGACUGCCGACUUGUCUAGAUUUCAGGGGCAGUUGCAUUGGCGUGGUAUCACACCACAUACACAGCCGAGGCAGAAACAGGGAACUCUUCCCCCAGAUUUGAAUAUCGGUUUCCAGUCACCAACAUCCCCGGUGAAGCAAUCUUCUAGUGCUGUGAUUGAAUCACAACAGCCAGAUCUAGCCUUGCAACUCUGAAGUAUGUAUUCAUUGCUGAGGAAAUUGACAACAAGAGAACUUCACGAGGUAGUCUUUACUUCCUAACAAAUUUUCAGAUCCAAAAGAUAGCUUCUCUUUGUGGGCCAUUGCGGCAGUAUGUCUAUGUCCUGACCUCAUCUAAACCAUUCAGGUGAUCAGUCCUUGAUGACUGUAAAGUGUCAUCCUGAGUUUUCGAUUGAUUAUUCAGAAGGAAGGUGAAGUUAGUUUGAUUUUGCCGUACCCCUUCUUGAUUCCAAAUGUUCUGGUGCUGGUUGAUGAUAAUUGGACAUAUGCGGUUUCCUUAGGUCAGUAAGAUUGCAAGGCAAAUGUAGACUUUUUGGAAGAUAAUUGGUCUGUCUGAGAGGUUCAAGCUCUCUUACCUGACAAAGAUUACUGAGUUGUGACGACAUCUCAACCGGGGGAGAUAGAGUUCAGUCAAUACAUUACUUAUUCUGCAUUACUAUUUCAAAUAGGAAUUUAGAGACCGCAUAGAAAAAGAAGUGGAUCCCUUGUAAAUGAGAGGCAGAUCAUAAUCACCUGCUUGGAUAGGGACUCUUUUGAUGUCCUGUACCAUGUACUGAUUAAAAGUCGCAGAUUUAACUGCAUUUUUCCUUCCUAAGUGCAGUGUUUCUAAAGAAACUGCGGUUGUUUCAUUUCA